UUUUUUUUUUUUUUUUUUUUUUUUCCCCUUCCUCCACCAUUCCCACACAAGAAACUCGCAGAUCCGGCUGGGAGUUUCUCCGUGCAGCCCUGCGUUGCAACACGGGGACGCGCCCCCGAGAGCGCCGGGGCUGCGCCCGCCUGCCGGGAGCGGCGCUGCCCGGGGAGCGUGGGCACGGAGCUGCCGCCGCCCCCAGCAGCUUUUGGGCACCUCGGAGGGAAAAUCGGCAGGAGAAAUCGCAAUAGGCAAAAGGAAGAGAGUGAACGCUUUCAAAAAGGGCGUUUGAUCUAAGCAAAGCUUACCAAAAAAAUCCCGGGAGUAUCCGGAGAUGGGAGACAGGCAUUGCGCCCGUGUAAUGAACUACACGGAGUGCGAGAAAAUGACAAGAACUCCUGUAACUGUCUUGGCUCGGCAGGGCAGUGGAGAGCUCGGUACGUGCUGCAGCAUCCUCAUCUUGGGACUACCCAGGCGCAUGCCUGAGGAUCUCUUAGCAGCAGUGUUGAAACUAUCAGUGCAUCUGUUGAAAUCUGUAAUCUUCUGUCACUAUGGCAGGAAGUCGUGGAACUGCCAGGAACUGUUCUCCUUUUCAUGACAUGGCUCACAUGAAAGAAGAACCUGAAGAUUAGUUUCAAAGGAAGUGCUUAUUAUAUAAGAAAUAUUGGGAAAUAUUCAAAUAUUGGGAAGUGAAGAAGGAGGACAUAGGCCAGGGAAGAGAUGACAGAUAACAUGACUUGUGAAGAUACGUCAGCAACACAGGAAUCAUCAGAAGAACCUGGGUUACAGAAUCUUGUAGCUAAAGCUGUAAGCAGCAAACUCCAUUCAGGCUUUGCUCCCAUUAACUUAGACACACACUUUCUUAAUCUUCUUAAUUAGAUAACCAUGAUGAAAAAUCUUUAAAACUUGUGUUUUGAUGGCUUAUUUGAUGUGUGAACUUGACUAGAUUUUCUUUGGACUUUGGGUGUAAACAGUACAUAAAUCAAUACUAGAGAUGGAAGAGUUCAAUUUCACAGGAAUUUUAACUUUUUUAAUUGAUUCAACCAGAGCAAAAAAAGUUCUGAAUUCUACUUAACAAACAAAACUCUCAAACAUAUUAAGAUGUGUUCUUUGGACCCAAUAGCCCCUUUUUAAACAGAUUUUGAAAGCCUCAGGAAAAUCCAACUCACUCUUUCCAGGAUUGUCCCAUCCUUACACUAGGCUUGACACAUGUCUGAAUUUAAAACCAGGCAGUGAUUAUCUUGGCCCAUGCAGCUUUAACUGCAGCAUAUCUGCCUCUGUCACCUUUGUGGCUGAGCACAUUCCUUUAGUGCUGUAGCAGUGGUGUUACAGCUUAGAGGACAUCUCAUGUCACCCUGUGACAUCUGAUGUCAGGAUGGAGCAAGCAGGAUGAAGUGCAGCUGAAACAGGAGGGAGCAUCUUUACAGUGUGCCUUCUAAGCUGGGCAUCCACUCCAGUGUCAAACAAGCUGAUAUGGAGUAGCUUGUGUGACAGAACUAUCCUGAUCUUACAGGAAAAUCUAUCCUAGGGGGUGACAGUACUAUCAUGACUUUAAAGGAUAAGUCUAUCCUAGGGCUUCAAAAUUUCUGUAGUACCAGACCCUGCCAGUAGCCUUAGAAAUGAAAAGACUGAAAGCUUUAGAAACAAUGUGUGUUACAUCUGGUUCUACAAAAAAAAACCCCCUUGAGUCCUAUUGUGCCCUUAGGUUAGGCACAGCUUGACCUCAAUUAGCCACUUUCUAAUACUUCCUUCAGGAAUUCAGCAGGUUGCUUUUUGUGGGCAAGAGGAUGGGAGGAGCUGAAUUUGGAUUGUUGAGCAGCUAUAUGAACUCCAGAGCUGUUGCAAGCUGUGGAAGAUUGGUGUGGUAAGGAUGAGAGGGCAGAGUGACUGUGAGGCUGUCCCCAACAGCCAAGGUCAAAACAAGGACGUAGAAAGCAGCAGCCCUUCAGAUUACUUUCAUUUAGAACUAGGUAAUGUUUGAAGUCUUCAAUCUUUCUGGUAGGUCUUCUGAACUUUAACCAAGAGUUGCUGAUGUGAAAGGGCCACUUGCUACAAGUUGAUUGUAAAAAAUGUUUCAAUUUAAAACAGUGUUUCCUAGUAUAUCCUACAUUGUCUGGCAAAGCCACUUGUGAUCUGAACUUAUCUUCUGUCCUAUGAGGGAAGAGUAAAAAAUGACUGUACAUUAUGAUCUUUGUCCCAAAUUACAUGUUGUGCUGGGAUGUGGUGUAUUGAAGCCCAGUUUGUGUAUGGUACCACAUGACAAAAUUUGUAGCUGGGAGUUUUGAGAUAUUCUCUCUGGGCAGUCUUAGUUGGUCUCUUGGGUUUAGGUUUUUAUCAGGGUGCUGUUAAUUGGAAAAAAUCUCCAUGUUGCAUGUCUUUUGUCUAAAUGUUGUCUCUUCAUGGUUCUUCCUGUGAGGUUCUGUGUCUCAUGUCUAGGGUGUCUUUAUUUUUCUUUAGGAUGUGUCUUGUCUGUCUCUCCUUAGUUGACUUUCCAAAACUGUUCUACUUCUAUCCUGAAACAAACUUUCCACUGACUUUUUUCAAAAGUUAAAAUAGGUCCCUAAGGAUUUGCAUUUCCAUAGUGGUCACUCUACAAACUGUCAAGUUUGCAAGUCAGACUAUGACAGCUCCUCUUUCACCCUAGAAUACAUUCCAAAUGCAAAACAGAACAGUGAACAGUUGCUACAAUGACUCAUGCUUGUGGAAGUAUUGAAAGGCUAAAUAACAAACUCCUUUAGCAAAGACAGGAUGGCUACAGGAUGGCAAAAGCCUGCACUACUUGCAACUGGGGGGAAUACCACAGACAGUUCUAAUCUUCAAUCUGAAGAAUGUCAAGAAAGGUGGUUACAGGAAUUGUGCAUGGAUGCUUGGUUCUUACAGUCUUUCUCUAAUCUUAGAAUGGAUCUAACAGCUUUCAAGCCACAAGUACGAAAAUGCACAAGAGGAAAAACACCUUAAUUAUGGUCAGAAAAAUGACUGUCAAGCAUGUUUUUUUUUCCUCUGUUCAAUGGUGUUUCCUCUUGCUAGGGAGAACACAUUGGUGAAUUGGAUUGUUAUCUUUUCCUGGAAUGAUGAAAUUUAAAUAGCAGCAAAUAGCUCCUGUGGUGUCUCAACCUGUUUUCUUGUUAAGGGAAGGAGAACAUGACUAAGCCCAAAGGCUGGGUCUUAUAAAUGGGCUAUAAACAGUUCUGACAACCAGAGACUCUGCUCGUGCAUUUGUACCUUCAGUGCACAUCUACUUGCUUUUUUGGAGAUAGAUGGGUGAGUGGGUAUAGACUUCCUUAAAUUUCAUCAGUAUUGCUCAUCUAUAGUCACAUUCUAAAGUUUUACCUGAGAGCUAUUUUUCUGAGGAGGAUUCUGAACAAUUAUUUUGUCUACUGAUGGUUCAUCUAAUUCCACUGAACUAGAAUAAGGAAAUUACAGAGCAGACUGUUCCAGCCCUUAGCCAGUUAAUUUUAUAGCUUUAUUUUUUUUCUUGUAGGAAAAGCUUAAGUUCUCUUUCCAGCAUCCCCGACUUCAGGAAAGGGUACUAGGGAGCAGAAAACUGCCUCCUGUGCCCUGCUAGCUGCUCUAUAUCUAAAGCUGUUUCCAUGAUGUGUUUUGUGGUGGAUUUUUUUGGUGGGUACAUGGGUUUGGUUUGAGUGUUAGUGGUUUUGGUUUUUUUCCUGGAAAUUGUUAUUUUUAACUAGUGGGAAAUAACUGUCAAAUAGGUUAGUUUCACUACUAGCUCACAGUGACCAUCUCCUUUUUAUCCGUGGUGUUGUCUGUUGUCUCCUUUUACCAGAUGGCACUGGCAAUUGCAGAUUGUUUCCCAAACUCUUCAUCCAAGUGUAAUCUAAAAAAUUUGUAUUUGGUGAUGAGUAUCCCUGUGUUUACCAAGGUAAACUUUGCUCCAGGUGGUUAAAUAGAUACCUUGUGCUCCCUUUGCUUUCAGUCCUCUGCUUUAAGUUUAUCAUGAUGGCAGGAACAACCUGACUGCCUGGUAUCUUCAGACCUACUCCUUCAAAAGGAACUACCAAAUGUUGGGAUUUCAGCAACACUCCAGCUUGUCUGCAUCCCUGUGCUUCAUCUGAAACAAGAGUAAGCUUUGCAAUAGUGUUCUAUUGUAAAGUUGCUGAGUUUAUAACUCUGAGGUGCAUUGUUUAACUUCAUGUUUCCAAAAUAAAAAGGGUUUAAACUGAUACUAUAAAAAGCGCUGACUGACUUUUAUUCACCAAACUGCCCAUACAGCUUUUCUGUUAUGCAUUACAAUCUGCAAUCCUCGGAUACACCAAUGCACGGUUUCCAUUUUGAGCAGCUAGUCCCCUUCCUGGAGCACCACAAAAUUGCCCCAGGUUUUCUUAUCAUUGUUGUGCUCUCAUCAUGCUAUUCUAGUUGCAAGACUUAGAUGGCUAAAACAGUGUCAAAAUAUUUGUGUUGCACAUAACUUCUGACUUGAAAGUGAUAGCUUGUGUUCUCUUGCUUCAGGGGUUGUUUCCAUGCAACAAGUGCUUAGUUUGUGGGAUGUCAUUCCCUAUGGUGCUAGUCCUACGUUUGUUGCUUGAUGGCUAUUUUUGGCUUUUUAUGGGAUGAGCAAGUAGUUGCUACUUCAGGCUGCAAGAACAACAUUUUAAAGUGCAGGGCAAGAAGGCUGGACUGGGGUGGCUUUUUGGAUUCUUCACUUAAACGCUGGCUGGUAGCAGAGGCAGUAGCGCUAAUCGGCAGGUGUUCAUCUUCAUGAAGGAAAGAAACACUAGAAGUUCCAACUAGAACUGCAGUGUUUGCUUCAAGAUGCCCCAAAGGGACAAUACUCAUCUGCAAGUCUCAUCUUUCAAAACUGCUUGUGUUCUUUCAAUCAAAGAAAAACAUUUUUUGAGAAAGAUGACUUGUGAAGCCUGUGAACAAAGCUGUCUUCACAAGGAUACUGAAUGAAAGACAUCAUGCCUUACAAGGGACACUUAUCUUGAAGGGUGACACUGUGCUCUUAAACUAAAACACAGGCACUGUAAAAACACUGAUCCUGAACAAGAAUAAGGAUUAUAAAAACUGCAUCAGAAUGUUUGUUAGUCCCAGAAGAGUCAGAAAAUGCCAUUUUUUGCAGAUAUGUGCCACUUGCUUCAUACUGUGUCUCAUGAUUUUUUGGGUACCAUUUGAUAAUCACAUUGUGAGCCAUAUGAAGUCCUAUUCCUACAGAUACCUCAUAAAUAGCUACCAUUUUGUGAAUGACAGCCUGUCUGUCAGCAGGGAUAACCUGAACAGAGUAUCAAGCUACCAGUACUUGAUCAACCACAGAGAGAAAUGUCAGCAGCAGGAUGUCCUUCUCCUACUGUUUGUGAAGACUUCUCCUGAAAACCGUCAUCGAAGGGAUGCAAUUAGACAAACUUGGGGUAAUGAGAAGUAUGUUCGUUCUCAACUUAAUGCCAACAUUAAAACUCUUUUUGCUUUAGGACGACCAACAGACCAUCUGCAGAAAACACAGCAGCAAAGAGAACUUGAGCUUGAAGAUCAGAAAUAUCAGGAUUUGAUUCAGCAAGACUUCCUGGAUACUUUUCACAAUCUUACUCUUAAAUUGCUUUUGCAGUUUAGCUGGGUGAAUGCCUACUGUCCUCAUGCCAGGUUCAUUAUGUCUGCAGAUGAUGACAUAUUUAUCCAUAUGCCAAACCUCGUUGCUUAUCUCCAGAGUCUCACACAAAUGGGUGCUCAAGAUCUCUGGAUUGGUCGUGUCCAUCGUGGUUCCCCUCCCAUAAGAGACAAGAGUAGCAAAUACUAUGUUCCAUAUGAAAUGUACCAGUGGCCCUCUUACCCUGACUACACAGCUGGAGCUGCAUAUGUAGUAUCAAAUGAUGUAGCAGCUAAAGUCUAUGAGGCUUCACUGACUCUGAAUACAAGUCUUUAUAUAGAUGAUGUUUUCAUGGGUCUCUGUGCCAAUAAAAUGGGAAUUGUACCACAAUAUCAUGUAUUUUUUUCUGGGGAAGGAAAGGCUCCAUAUCAUCCCUGCAUUUAUAACAAGAUGAUAACAUCUCAUGGACACGUAGAUGAUCUUCGCCAGCUCUGGAAGCAGGCUACAGAUCCCAAAGUUAAAAAGAUUUCUUCAGGGAUUUGGGGUAGAAUGUACUGCAGACUGGUCAAUGUUAUGCUUCUCUGUAAACUGUACUAUGUGGACACAUAUCCUUGUUCAGCUGCAUUCUCUUAAUACUUGAAUAUCUGCAUUGAAGAUCCACUGAGCCAAGACAGAGCAACAACAUUUUAGGUGUUUAUCCAAAAUAUAUGUAAACAUGGAAAGAGGUAAAAUUAACACGUGAAUACUUGGGGUGGGCGGAGGGAGAGGAAGAAGACGGUCCCAGAGUCCCAGAUUCUGUUCAGAGACUUACUGGAAUAGCUCUCCUGUUGUACUUCAACUUUUUACAUUGUAGCCUGUUUUUUUACACUCCUCAAGGGAUGCAAGUCUGGAUUAUAAGUGAACUAUAAUGGACUUGACUUCUAGACUUUGAAAUGCUUGUUGAAAAUAUCUGUUUCUUUGAACUUGUCAGUAAGUCUUGACAGUUUUUUUAAAAGCUAUGUGAACUAAGGCAUGUGGCAAAAAAAAAUCUGUUGUAUCAGAAUGGAGUAGACCUUUCAAAGCAUGAGGAAAAUGUAACUUCUGACUUGAUGAAUGAGACUAUCACAGUAGUUUAAGAUAGUGUAAACUCUCUACAAAUAUACACCAUUUCUCAAAGCUUCCAAAAUCAGUCUGCACAGCUGGCAAAUAGCGAGUGCUAGAAGUGAAGUCUUGCUACAAUUGUUUUCUCAAAGCUCCCUAAAUCUCUGAAAUAGGGAAACAGUGUUUGGAUGCCCUCUAACUUGGUGGUUUAAAGUAACAAAGAAACCCCCUUCAAAGCCUGAAGCUAUAAAAAACCAAACACUAUUCAUGUGACUGGUUGGGAUAAUAUUUCUCUGUCUUCCAAAAACUGAAUCAGAAUAUUUAAAAAGUCCAAUCUUUAAUAAGCAAAUAAGUUAAGCUGGUUUUCUUCAAAUAAUGCUUCUGUUUUCCAAUAUUCUGAAAGUGAAAAGCAAGCAAAAGUCCCUGGGAAUGUUACUUAGAGCUAGUUAAAGACUUUAAAAAGCAAAAUUUCAUGCUUGUACUAACAGAGAGAGAGGAUAUUUUCUGUACAAACUUUGACUUUGCAUUGAAGGGAUAGGGAGAUGGUGAUUCACACAAACUGACUACACAAAUCAUAAUAACUAAAAUAUUUCUCCUGAAGUCAAAAUGGUCUUUAAAAUUUCAGGGUUGUUUGUGUCCACAAACCCCUGUACCUUGAAUAUAUCUCAAUGUUAAUAUCACUUGCAAAGGAACAAAAUGCCUGUGCUUUGUAAACCAAAAUAGAGCUAAGUGAUGUGCAAACUGCAGCCCUUAUGAGUUGUCCUGUGGUGCCAUAAAGAUACUGCAGAGAACCAGAGCUGCAGGCUGCCUGCAGUCCUUGCACAGCUCAGUCAUGGUGCUUCCACAGACUCUCAGGACAGAUAUCUUAGUUGCUAAUUGCCAAACCUGUGGUAGCUGUACAGGACUUGCUAGUUUGAAGUUGUGAGUAGUGAACUUGGUUUAACUGACUGCUACUGCUCUUGGAGCUGUGCUGCAGGUUUUGUGGUUUGAAUGGAUAAUGGCAUCUGUCAGUGCAGACAGAAUCCAGGAGUGAGCUUGCUGACUGUUGUCUAAGCUGUUCAGAUGUAGGGUAGGAAGCUACUGGAACUAAGUCAAACAUGUAACUUUCUAUAAUUGGUUUUGCAGAACGAGUAAUAAGAUUCCUAACUGGUCCCAAAUGUUUGGCAUAUAAAGAGCCCACAAAUAAACCAUUUAUCAGUGUCAGAAUGACUGAUGAGUGUAACAGCUAUACUUCAGAAGGAACAAAUCCAGUUCCUUUUCUUGCCUGAAAAAAUGGAUAAUUGUACUGGGGAUGUAGAUCUAUAUAAUCUGUUGCAUACAGAGAAAAUAAAUGCACGUAUAGAGAAA
Oenanthe melanoleuca is the source of this 7960-nucleotide messenger RNA. It is a transcript of the gene B3GNT5, whose product is annotated as UDP-GlcNAc:betaGal beta-1,3-N-acetylglucosaminyltransferase 5. Gene Ontology annotation, cellular component: membrane. The record is from RefSeq and is a predicted model, not a curated record. NCBI's taxonomy places the organism in Eukaryota, Metazoa, Chordata, Aves, Passeriformes, Muscicapidae. The transcript is spliced from 4 exons. Gene Ontology annotation, biological process: brain development. The coding region runs from base 5030 to 6166 and encodes 378 amino acids.